Molecule: messenger RNA, 950 nt
Organism: Bombina bombina (fire-bellied toad)
Lineage: Eukaryota; Metazoa; Chordata; Amphibia; Anura; Bombinatoridae
Gene: GRP
Product: gastrin releasing peptide
Exons: 3
Coding region: 166-633 (155 amino acids)
Biological process (GO): neuropeptide signaling pathway
Molecular function (GO): neuropeptide hormone activity
Source: RefSeq, a predicted model, not a curated record
AAGCAAUUCAUAAUUCCUUCCAUCAGCUACUUCUUCUGUACCGCGGACAGCUCCUGUUUCAGCACCACAGACAGCGCCUGUUUCAGCACCACAGACAGCGCCUGUUUCAGGACCACAGACAGCACCAGCUUCAGCACCACUAACAGCACAUUAUACACAGAUAUAAUGGAAGGGGUUUUGCUCUUCUGGAAGUACCGCGCCCUCUUCUUUCUUGUACUCUGCAGCCUGGUCCUCUGCAAGGUGCACUUAUCACAGGCUUCCCCUGCCUCCCAACAACACAACGAUGCGGCUUCUCUAUCCAAAAUCUACCCGAGGGGCAGUCACUGGGCUGUGGGGCAUCUCAUGGGUAAAAAGAGUAUAGAGGAAUAUCCUUAUGCGUAUGAUGAAGCAGACAGGUCCUCAGCCGCAGUCUUCUCUGAAGGAGACAAGCCAUCAGAUGGAUACCAGCAGUGGAAAGAGUCACUUCUAAAUUUGUUAAAGAUGAUAGAAGUAAACGAAUACAGAAAUAGUAAAGCAAUGAGAGAAGCCUCAGUGUACAAUAAGAAGUUCUCGGGUGCUGAGGAUAAUAAUUUGAAAGAGAUGUUGGAUUACCUGUAUCAAAUGAUGAAUAUGAAGGAAAAUACGUCAAGCUGAACGAUAAUCAUUCACUUGGGAAAGAAGGCAUGGAUUUUAUCUUUGAAAGGCUAUUUCACGAGCAUUUGAUUGUACCAGAUAACAGAUUUUAUUUAUGUAAACUAUACUUAUUUUGUGUAAAUUAAAUGAGUUUUCUUGUUCCAAUCUUACUAAAAUUCCAUGUUUUUAAAGCAAGAUCUUGAUCUGCUUUCUUGUAAAUAAUUGUCAAGGAAGGGUCUUCCAAUUACAUAAUUAAAUUUCAGCACCACUUAUAAUUUCAUCUGUUUAGUUAGUAGACACAAAAUAUUUUAACAUACACAAUAAAUAUUCAAAUAAAA